CCCUUGAAGGUUAAAUCGUCUGUCAUCAAGGAAGUUAAAAGUUUUUCAAGGCUGAAGGAGGAGAGAUGUCUGCUGGUACAUCUGCGUCACUCUGCUGCGGUUUGCUGUCUGCCUGCGUCCUGCUGGUCUCUGCAGUCCAGAGAAACAUCACAGUUGAGCCCGGACAGAACGUCACUCUGCCAUGUCGAGCUCCAAACAACACCACGUCCAUCUGCGUAGCAGAGUGGAGCAGGGCUGACCUCGGGACAGAUUAUGUCCUUUUCUACAGAGAGAAACGAAUUGAUCCAGACAACCAGCAUCCAUCCUUUGUGAACCGGGUAGAUCUGCAGGAUGGAGAGAUCACAGAUGGAGACGUGUCUUUGAUUCUGAAGCAUGUGACGGCUAACGACACUGGAACGUACCAUUGUCGUGUCGUUAAAUGCCGUCAACGUCUUAAUAUUCACAGUCCCCCCAUCAGCAGCAUCCAGCUGACUGUUGUUGAUCCUUCAGGUCUACAAGGAAGCGUCAGCAAUGGAGGAAGCAUGAUUGCAUGUGUUGGACUUAUAGCUGGUCUGUUUGUUCUUGUUGCUGAACUCUGAGUCAACACUGUUGUCAUCCAGGAUUUGAAAGAUUCCCACAACUGGAAAGAUUCCAAUGAAUGUCAAACCCACUCGUCAUCAUGCUCAUCAACCAGCAGGGGGUGAUGUGAUAAUAGAAAAUUCAGUUAUAGCAAAUGUGGAAUUUUUGUGUUUUAAUUCAGAGAAGCAACACGCUUUGAUAAUAUUCAGGUUAGCAGCACUGAUCCUGAGUUCAAACCUGAGGAGGACACUCCCACCAGUGCAAACAAAUAUUAAUUCACUGUAACUUUUAACCCUUGACCUUUAUUUGUUGAACUACAAAGUCCAGCUUGUUGUUCAUUAUUCUGUGCAAUGUCACGAGCCAUUAAAAAUCGGAUGAAAAGUUUUGCAGUAA
Molecule: messenger RNA, 951 nt
Organism: Oreochromis niloticus (Nile tilapia)
Lineage: Eukaryota; Metazoa; Chordata; Actinopteri; Cichliformes; Cichlidae
Product: hepatitis A virus cellular receptor 2 homolog
Exons: 4
Coding region: 66-578 (170 amino acids)
Biological process (GO): regulation of cytokine production; T cell receptor signaling pathway
Cellular component (GO): external side of plasma membrane
Molecular function (GO): signaling receptor binding
Source: RefSeq, a predicted model, not a curated record